Metarhizium brunneum ARSEF 3297 is the source of this 882-nucleotide messenger RNA. RefSeq lists its product as uncharacterized. NCBI's taxonomy places the organism in Eukaryota, Fungi, Ascomycota, Sordariomycetes, Hypocreales, Clavicipitaceae. The record is from RefSeq and is a predicted model, not a curated record.
AUGUUAGCCCUGCCAGCUGCGCUGCUCGGCGCAAUCGCCGCCGUCAGCGUUGCCGCCACCAAGGAGCACCUCGACGGACUGCCAGCGUAUCAUUACAAUGCGCCAAUCAAGGUCGAGUGCAUGAACCGAAGCUCAGAAACCGGCGAGCACAUUGAGAAGAACGACGAGAUACAAUGGAUCCCGUUCCCCGUGUGCAACGAGACGGGCAAGCCGCUCGAAUUCCACUACGGCUACGAGGGCGAGCUCAACUGCACGCUCGACUUCAUCUCGGACCCCUUCUUCCACCUGCUCGAGUUCUACAUCCACAGCGACGCGCCCAUGUCGUGCCGCCUCCCGGCCAGGCCGCCGGCGCACGUGGAAAUCGUCGGCGAGAAGCCGCCGGCGCAGGAGUACGUGCCGCUGGUGUUUGCGCUGGCGGGCACGCUGCAGAUGAGCCACAUGCACAUCAGCACGCACAUGAACGUCCUGCUGCACAGCAUGCCCAAGCACCACCAGCGGCCGCACGACAGCGGCGUCCUCGACUCGGCCAUUGCCUACAGCACCAGCCCGCUGAGCCACAUGGAGGGCACCGAGACGGCGCGCAUCAUUCCCGGCGAGCCGCUGCCGCUCACCUUCUCCGUGCGGUGGUUCCCCACGCCCGCGCUGCCCAAGACCGAGGGACGUGUCGAGUGGAGGGGCCUCGGGGGCCACAUCUACGCGACCACUGUGUUUUACAGCAUCGUGUCGUUUGGCGCCGGUGUUGUCGUCGCGGGCAUGUAUACUCUUGGCGUCGUGCUGCCGAGAAGAUUGAAGGGGAGGUCGAUGGGCGGCGCCACGCCCUUGGGGUACGGGCUGAGCAGCGGAGGUGUUGGCAACGGCUGGGGUUAUACCAAGAAGGAUUGA